CCGUGGAUAUUUUUAGAGACCAUAUUAUUUAAUAACACUUUUUCUUCUUUUCUCGGGGGUUCUCGGGCAUGGGGGAUGAUGCAAUUAUAGGGAGAUCCAGGGUGGGUGAAGGGCGAAGGGUGAAGGGCUCAAGUGAAUUCACUGGUGUCCCUGUUUCAGGAGGCAGCCCUGGUCAGGGAACAAUCAUCUAGCUUUCCUUUUCUUCUUAUCUUCUGACUGCCCAACUCAAUGCACCAUCCACCAUCCACCGUGAUAGCGGCGGACGAACAACACUGUGCAGGAUGCAGUGGACGUGCAGUUGCAAUUCCUAUGCCCCCAUCUUGUUGCUGCUGCUAGCGUUGCUGCUCCUUCUCAACAGCAACACCGUCUCCGCCCAUCCACUCCGCCGCCGCAGCAGCCCCAGCAACAACAACAACAACUGGCUCCCCAACCCUCUAAGCCUGGGUCAAGAUGCCACCGCAGCCCUAACCUGGCUCGACCACAGCGCCAACCAACUCAGCAACAACGUUGUCCACGGCCUCAACUCCGCCCUCCCUCCUGACCCCAACACCCUUCCCUCGCCUCCCUCACCUCCCCCACCCCCGUCAACAACCUCCCCCGACAAAAACUACGGCAUCGCCUACUCCCCCUACACCGCAGAGGGGACCUGCAAACCCGCCACGCAAAUCACCCACGACCUCGCCCAGCUCACCAGCUACGCCCUCGUCCGCAUCUACGGCACCGACUGCGACCAAACCCGCCUCGUCCUGGCCGCGGCCCGGGGCCUCGGCCUGCAGGUCUUCGCCGGCCUCUUCGACCUCCGCCACUUCACCGACGAUCUGGCGCUCAUCAUCGCCGCGGUCGGCGGCGACUGGGGCCGGAUCCACACGAUCGCGAUCGGGAACGAACUCCUCAACAGCGGCCAGAACACCGCCGCCGAGGUGGUGGGCGCCGUGCAGGCGGCGCGCGCCACGCUGCGUGCCGCCGGGUACCCCGGCCCCGUCGUGGCGGUCGACACGGUGGCGGCGCAUCUGGCCAAUCCCGCCGUGUGUGCGGCGAGUGAUUAUUGCGCGGCGAACUGUCAUGCGUUCUUUGAUGAGGAGGUCGAGGCCGCCGGCGCGGGAGCGUUUGUGAGGGGCCAGGUGGGGAAGCUACUCGAGAUGAUGGAGGGGGAUGGGGAUAGGGAUGGUGAUACGGGUAAACGCAAGAAGGUGGUUAUCACGGAAAGCGGAUGGCCGCAUGCUGGCCAGGCGAAUGGGAAGGCCGUGCCCUCGUUGGAGAAUCAGCGCGCUGCGGUGCGGAGUUUGAGGGAGGCGUUUGCGCGGUCUGGUUCUGGAGCUGGAGCUGAUGCUGAUGCUGAUGCUGAUGCUGAUGCUGAUGCUGAUGCUGAUGCUGAUGCUGAUGCUGAUGCUGAUGCUGACCCAAAGACUGGGGAAGAGGAUGGCGAGGUAGGGCUGGUGCUGUUCUCCUCGUUCGAUGAUCUCUGGAAGGUGGAUAAUGGGUAUACCUUUGGGGCGGAGAAGUUCUGGGGGAUCCUGGGGCAUUAACUCCUCUUGUUGGUAUUCAUGCUUGUUUCAGGGGAUGAGGAAGAAAGGGUGAUAUCAUGCUGGGUUUCAUGAUACUGUUUCUAUUGCUUGCUCGAUGUUUAGGGCUGCGUGUUUUC
This is a messenger RNA of Aspergillus fijiensis CBS 313.89, 1642 nucleotides long. RefSeq names its product putative cell wall glucanase (Scw4) (gene scw4). Lineage: Eukaryota; Fungi; Ascomycota; Eurotiomycetes; Eurotiales; Aspergillaceae. Gene Ontology annotation, biological process: cell wall organization. The transcript has 3 exons. The coding region runs from base 282 to 1526 and encodes 414 amino acids. Gene Ontology annotation, molecular function: 1,3-beta-glucanosyltransferase activity; glucan endo-1,3-beta-D-glucosidase activity. Gene Ontology annotation, cellular component: fungal-type cell wall; extracellular region; cell surface. The record is from RefSeq and is a predicted model, not a curated record.